AUGCAGCCUGAGGUCCACAUGUCAUUGUCGAGGCACCGCUUUUUCUCCUUGAUAGUUAAUCAAAACCAGCGGUACAACAAGAGAGAGGGAGAGGGACACAAAGGGAAAGCAGCAGCCAGAGCCCAGAGGACAGCGGCGCUCGGCAAGCAAAGCAGCCGCUUACCCCACGAGGCACGAGCGGCAUUGGCAUCGUCGCCGGUGCUGCUGCUCCUCCUGCUCCUGGUGGGCGGCUGCGCCGGCGCCGUGUACAAGGUGGGCGACCUGGACGCCUGGGGCGUGCCGCCGCCGUCCAAGCCCGACGUCUACAAGCGCUGGGCCAAGUCCAUCCACUUCGCGCUCGGCGACUCCAUCUGGUUCCUGUACCCGCCGAGCCAGGACUCGGUGCUGCAGCUGGCGCCGGAGGCCUUCGCGUCCUGCGAUCUGUCGCGCCCCGUGGCCAGGCUCGCCGACGGCAACUCGUUCUUCAACCUCACCGCUCCGGGCCGCGCCUACUACGCCAGCGGCGCGCCGGGCCACUGCCGCAAGGGCCAGAAGCUCUGGGUCGACGUCCCCAUGGCCAACGGCACCUACCUCCAGCCCUCUGCCACCGACCUCGCCGCGCUCGCCCCCCCCCCGCCGCCGACCCCCCGCCGGGCCGGAGACGACACUCUAAUUGUGUGGUCAUGUACCAAGUCCCGGUGGACAUCCAAGCAUCAGAAUAAUGAGGAAAUUAUGAGUCUUUCGUGGAAUGAAAGUGGGAAGCUCCUCUUAUGUUGCACCAAUAAAGGGUACAUAGCCAUCAUCAGAGAACAUAUGGGAGCUUAUGAGGUGAGUAUUAGGAUGUCAAUAGGUAAAAAUCAACCGGUCUCAUGCGCAAUGUGGACUCCAGGGAGCGACAAGUUUGCUGUUGCAGCUUUUAAUAGCAUCCAAAUGUAUGGGGUCAAAGAUGGCAAUGAGGGUGUGGAAAUUCAUGAGGCUUUGCAUCUAUUAACUCCAAGAAAAACAAGACAAGUGGAUUUAAAUCCCAAGAAGGCAGCUGUCUCUAAAGAAACAUGGCAGAUCAGCACCAGCAGUGAGCAGUACACUCGUAAGCUUCGUAGCUUCAGUCAAGUUUUAAGAACUAGAUUAUUAGAGAGAAUACAUUUAGCCUCAAGGAAUGGGUUAAGCUGUAGAGGAGACCUUUUUAGAGAGGAACACCUCUUUCCUUUGCUUUUUAACCAUGUGGAAGAUGUGGACAUGCUUACAAAGAUCAUGGGAGGGUUCCCACAGCGCCCAAGUGGGGUAAAAGAAACCAGCUGUGGGGUGGUGGGUUUGCUAGCAAGAGCUCAGUCACAAAAGCCUUAUAAGAGAAAGUCACAAAAGCCUUAUAAGAGGAAGUUGCAGAUGUAUGAGUUGUGUUUUAGUGGUGUGGCUCUAUCUUGA
Molecule: messenger RNA, 1401 nt
Organism: Miscanthus lutarioriparius
Lineage: Eukaryota; Viridiplantae; Streptophyta; Magnoliopsida; Poales; Poaceae
Source: the annotation of a GenBank genome assembly